This is a messenger RNA of Aricia agestis (brown argus), 1357 nucleotides long. Its product is annotated as probable glutamine synthetase. The record is from RefSeq and is a predicted model, not a curated record. The transcript has a single exon. NCBI's taxonomy places the organism in Eukaryota, Metazoa, Arthropoda, Insecta, Lepidoptera, Lycaenidae. Gene Ontology annotation, cellular component: cytoplasm. The coding region runs from base 152 to 1348 and encodes 398 amino acids. Gene Ontology annotation, molecular function: glutamine synthetase activity.
CAUCAAAUUAUUUUGAAAACAUUUUUGUAAAGACUAAAAUCUAGGUAGAUAUUCAUACCUAGAUUAUUUUAUUCCAGAUAGGAAUAAUUUGGUGCGUUCUGGGCGCGCUAUAAAUUUAAAGCAGUGAGUGUGAUAACGAUAUACACUAACGAUGUCAAGCCUGAUCCUAAAACAUAUUUUGAGAAACUCCAUGAACAAAUUACUGCACAAUACGCAAUGCGUAAGAUGGAUUAGUCAAUAUGAGUUUAUUUCAGGCCGAUCUAAGGUAAAAACACCCAUCGAUACCCUCUACGAUCACUAUAUGCAAUUGCCCAUACCUGAUAAUAAAAUACUAGCCACGUACGUAUGGAUAGAUGGAAGCGGUAUAAACAUGCGAUCCAAAGACAGGGUCCUGGAUAAGGUUCCGACGGAUCUAUCUAUGGUACCCAAGUGGUCAUUCGAUGGGAGUUCAACAGGGCAAGCGAAAACAAACGAUUCGGACACACAACUCGUACCAGCCGCUAUUUACUUGGACCCCUUUCGGAAGUGCCCUCACGUGCUAGUGUUAUGUGAGACAUACCACGGCAAUGGACAACCGACAGCUACCAAUCAUAGGCAUAAGUGUGCUAAAAUAUUAUGCGAAAUAGCAUGCAGCGAUCCUUGGUUCGGUUUGGAGCAGGAGUAUACUAUGUUCGAUAGUCUGGACAUGUGGCCACUGGGUUGGCCGAAGGGUCUCGGAUUUCCAGUAGCAAAGUCCAGAUUCUCCUACUGUGGUAACGGGGAACACGUCGCCGGGAGAGAGAUAGUCGAGUGUCACGCGAGAGCCUGCCUGUAUUCCGGGUUAGACUACGGCGGUUCAAAUGCUGAAGUUAUGAAGGGAUCUUGGGAGUAUCAAAUUGGGGUUUCGAAAGGCAUCAAGGGUGCAGACGAUCUUUGGAUGGGCCGCUACUUACUAAAUCGUAUUUCAGAGCAUUUCGGUGCUCUCGUAAGCUAUCACCCGAAACCGAUGGGCCCGGAGCAACCGGGAAUCGGUUGUCAUACUAAUUUCAGCACGACCAAAAUGAGAUCUGACGGUGGCCUCACUGAGCUCGAGAGGGUCUGUAAACUUCUCUGCGACAAACACAAAGAAUUUAUGAAAAUAUAUGGUCUCGGAGAUGGCGAAGAAAACAGGAAGCGAUUAACAGGAAAAUUCGAAACUUCUUCAUUUGAUUCAUGUAAAUGGGGAGUCGCCGAUCGAUCGGCCUCGAUACGACUACAAAGAAGUGUGGCAAAGGAAAAGAAAGGAUUUUUAGAGGACAGGAGACCAGCUGGUGAUUGUGAUCCUUAUAGAGUUUGUGCUGCUUUAGCUGAAACGGUUAUUGGACAUUAGCAAUUGUUU